Molecule: messenger RNA, 2780 nt
Organism: Xiphophorus hellerii (green swordtail)
Lineage: Eukaryota; Metazoa; Chordata; Actinopteri; Cyprinodontiformes; Poeciliidae
Exons: 5
Coding region: 834-1583 (249 amino acids)
Biological process (GO): response to bacterium
Source: RefSeq, a predicted model, not a curated record
CCAACCAACAACCCCAUGUGAAAUUAGAUUUCUUUAUGAUAUUUGAGAAUGACCUCAGAAUAAUUCUCUAAUUAUACUACAUGAUAUUACCCAGUGACUGACCCUCAGGAUUUCUCCAUAUUCACUCAUAUGUUUUCAGAUAAACCCAAUGGUCCAUUUCCUUUGCUCUUCUUGCCCAAGUCUGUCGCCAAGCGCUUCAUUGAGCUGUGUAUCUGGAAGAACCCUCCAAACACAAAACAAAAAUACAAACUUAGAAGCUCCUAGCCUAGCAAACCUUUUCCCUUUUCACUUUCUGCUCAACCCAAUUCCUCUGCCAACAUUUCAAAUCGAAUAGAAGUUUUCAAGUUCUCUCAAGUCUGAACUCAACAAUCCCGUCAUGGAUCUUUUCCUGAACCUCUUUAAUCUUUGGUUAAACUUUAUAUUUAACUUAAAAAUUUACCAGGUUCCCUUUCAGUGUUCAAUGUAGGGAUAAAUCAAUCUUCUUUUCAGUAUUAAAUUAUCUAAAUACUACAUGCUAUCACUUCACAAUUGAAUCAAUUCAUCUUUCAGUGUUUUUUAGACAUAAAAACCACAUCGUGUUGAGAAAUUGUCACAAUUCAAAAACUAAACCUUCACAUAAAAAACAUUAUCAGCCACUAUAUUCAAUUGAUAUUUGAAUAAAGAGGAUUAUAACGCUGAUCAUUAAGGGAUGUUUGAGCAACCCAUAUAGGCUGUAACAUUAGAGGGAGUGCAUCUCUCCACUUUUCAGCCAAUCACAACAGUGUUCACUCUACAGACUUUGAAGAUAUUUUGAGUAAACCUUCAUUUGAGUAGCAAGUUGUCAGUUCUGCAAAAUGCAUUUUGUCACAAUGAUUAGAAAACUCACUGCUUUGAUUCUUCUGACGGCAGCAUCUCUGACUCAAACUAAUGAGGUUCCUCAUCAGAUCCCUUUGAAAGUGGUUGAAGUUGGCGGGAAUGUUACUCUGCGUUGUCCAGGUUCUAACAAGGAUAGCAACUUCUUCUACUGGUACAAGCAGCCGCUUGGACAUAUGCUCCAGACAGUUGCUACAUCAGUUUUAGGCGAACAGAAACUGAGUGAACAAUUUCCCGACAAUCGCUUUAAAUUUGCGGCAGGAGAUUCUCAAUACUCUCUUAUUAUCAAGGAUAUCAUUAAAGAGGAUGAAGCAACAUAUUUCUGUCAAAGUGGGACUGCUUAUUUUCAGAGAUUUUCUACAGGGAUAUACUUGGCCGUAAACGGUAAGCUCUGUUAUGUUAUAAAUGGCAAAAGUCAAACACUGACUCAUGUCAGACAAACUCCAGAAACGACAUCAGUCCAGGAGGGGGACACAGUUAAUCUCCACUGUUCUCUUCUCUCCAGCAGUAGAGACAACACCAGUCAUAAUCUAUCUGUUUACAAUGUGUACUGGUUCAGAGCUGGAUUUGGAGAAUCACAUCUGAAUUUUAUUUACACCCAGAAGAACAGGAGUAGUAAUAGAAGCUGUGUCUCCCAGCUGUCCAGAACUAUACAGAACUCCUCAGAUACUGGGAUAUAUUACUGUGCUGUGGUCACAUGUGGAAAGAUCUUGCUUGGAGAAGGAACCUAAAGUAGAGACAAGUAAACCUUUGGCACCUGUUCUAAUUGUCUUGGCUUUGCUGUUGGGUCUUUGUGUGAUUGUGAUUUCAAUUCUUAUAUUCUCCAGAGAUUAAAGGAUCCAUAUAGGAAUCUGCUGACUAAGUUUUUCUGCACUGCAAGAAGGAAGAAAUGUGGCAUUAUCGUCUAUCAACUGACUUUAAUUUUUGAGAAGAGAAUAUCUGUUCUUCUAAGUGUAUAAAAUACUCAAAACAUUUCUUGUAAGCUUUCUUUGUGUUCAGUUUUGUAAAGAAGACAACAGAAACUUUCUGCUCUAAAUGUUGCAAGAUGUUAUUUUUAGACAUGAGACUGACUCUCCACUGUAUAAUUUUUCUUUCUAUAAUCUUACCUAAUAAUGUACAAUUUGUUUUCAUAGAAUUAUCUGUGUUUAUUUUUUUCCGGAAUUAUUACAUCAUUUUUAACAAGCAAAAAGGGGUGAAAAGGCAUUUAUGUGAAGUUUUUUGUAAAUAUUUAUAUAAUAUUAUACAUGCUGUUUGUACACUGUGAUUAAAUAUUUGUUAAUACUACUUUUAUGUUGCAGUGGUGGAAUACAUGUCAUACUUAUUAAAAUGGGGUACAUAUUAGGUACAUUUCUAGUAGCACCAGUUCCAGCUCAUCAGUUUCUUAAUUCACAAUACGAACAGUGGUUCAAACAUGGUAUACACAUAAUCAAGCAUUUUUAAACUACAAAAUAUGUAAAGCCUUUCACACCACAACAGGCUGUGAUUCCUAAUUGACAUGAAAUUGACAAAUAUCUCUGCAACCAGUUCAACGUAAAUAUUUGUUACUCCAUAAAAGCAAGGAAAAUGUCACAUUAGCUAGUUUUACAAAUUCCCUCACAUAUUAUUAGGACCUUGUUAUAUACAUUGUGUACAUUAGAAGUAAGGUAAUAGACUUUAGUUCUGUGGUGUGUAAGUGAAAAUGUACCCUGGAACAACCAUCUUGUUUUCCUUCUGCUGUACUUUCUGCCUACUGGAUCAUCUUGUGCUUUAAACCCAAUGUCUUAAACAUAGACUGAGUGCCCCCUGUUGGUCAAACAAUUUAUGAACUGUCUGUUUUUCCUUUUCUGGUAAAGCGUCUAUGAGUGUUGUAAAAUGGCUAUAUAAGUUGGAUGUAUUAUUAUUGUUAUUAUUGGCCUUUGACAUCAAACAUUAAAGAAGAGAGUCUGUGA